Molecule: messenger RNA, 589 nt
Organism: Leguminivora glycinivorella
Lineage: Eukaryota; Metazoa; Arthropoda; Insecta; Lepidoptera; Tortricidae
Product: late cornified envelope-like proline-rich protein 1
Exons: 4
Coding region: 1-495 (164 amino acids)
Source: RefSeq, a predicted model, not a curated record
AUGCCAGUCGCGUCAGUACGCGCCGCGCUGCGUGACGCUGCCAAGUUAACACACCAUAAUCCAUGUAUUCCAGCAUGCGGUGUCGACGAAACAAAAGACUACUGCCCAGCUGACUGCGCCUCCGACUCUUGCCCAAAGGGCCCGAAGACCGUGGCUUGCGCUCGCCCGAAUGUCUGUCCCCCGCCCCAGUGCAAGUGCAGAUUCAACCAUCGUCGUGCUGAGAAUGGAACUUGCAUACCUACACGCGAAUGCCCCCCAUUCAAAUGUGACCAGGCCAACGAAGAAUACGACCCCUGCCCGCCGCUCUGUCCAAACGGCUCCUGCAGCCAGGCGACGCCGUCAGGAGACUGUCCUCCAAUCUUCGGAAACAUUGGCAUCGUGCUGGAAUGUAACCCGAGCUGCCGCUGCAAGAAGGGCUACUUCUGGAACGAGGACAAAGUUUGCGUGCCUUACAAUCAAUGCCCUGGCAAAAGCGACUCCAAUGCUUCGGAAUAAAGAAUGAAAGUACUUCAAGGUAUUUAGGUGAUUAAGUAAUUACCUAAGAAAGUAGAUAUAUUUACUAUAAAUAAAUCGAAAUAUGAGAACGAAA